AAAAGCAAAACAACAACAACAAAGUAUCUGCGUGUGUGUGUAUAUGUGUCUGUGUGAAUGUGAAUGUGUCUUAACUCAAAACUAACAACAAUAGCGACAACAGCAAAUUAGUUAACAAUACUAACCAAAAGAAGAAGAAGAAGAAGAGGAAGAAACGCAAAAGGAUUGAAUUGCUGUUGCAAGGCUGCGCCAAGUCUGUCUCCCGAUGCCUCGACAAAUGCCGCAACAGCAGCAGCAGCAACAGCAGCAGCAGCAGCAGCAGCAGCAACAAUAGUAAACAAAACAAACAGCAACAACAACAACAAACAAACAACAACAACAAACAACAAUUCAUACAGACAGCCCACGAAUGCAGCCAACAUUGCCACAAGCCGCUGGGACAGCCGAUAUGGAUCUGACGGCUGUUCAAUCAAUCAACGAUUGGUUUUUCAAAAAGGAGCAAAUUUAUUUAUUGGCACAAUUUUGGCAACAGCGCGCUACAUUAGCCGAGAAGGAAGUGAACACACUCAAGGAGCAACUAUCCACAGGCACGCCCGGCAGCAACAGCGACAGUAACAGCGAGAACAACAACACAUCCGAAUCAGCAGGAGCAACAGCAGGAGCAACAGCAACAGCAGCAGCGGCAGCAGCAGCAGCAGCAGCAGCAGCAGCAGCAACAUCAUUGGCCAGCGGCGAAGAGGAAGCCACUGGAGGAAGCGAGGGCGAGAGCGACAAGCUGUUGAAUAGCUCGAUUGUUGCAGCGGCCAUAACGCUGCAACAGAACGGCGGCAAUCUGCUGGCCAACACAAAUACACCGUCGCCAUCGCCGCCGUUGCUCAGCGCCGAGCAGCAGCAACAGUUGCAGAGCAGCCUGCAAAACGGCGUCGGCGUCGGCGGCGCUUGCUUGAAUCCCAAGCUCUUCUUCAAUCACGCCCAGCAAAUGAUGAUGGAGGCGGCAGCGGCUGCUGCAGCGGCGGCCCGGGCAGCAGCAGCGGCAGCCCAGCAACAGCAGCAACAGCAAUCGCCAAUGCAUUCGCCCAUCGCGGCAACUGCAAUAAGCACAACAACAACAACAACAACGACGGCAACAGCAACAGCAACUGCUGCUGGGGCAGCAGCCACACAACAGCAAUCAGCACGAGAUAUUGCUGAGCCGAUAGCCAGCAGCAAUUGCAACGAUGACGAUGAGGACGAUGACGAGGAGGACGCAUCGAUGCAAUCGAAUGUGGCGCAUGCCGAUGGCGAUCUAGACGACGAUGAUAUGGAGCUGGAGCCGGAGCAUGUGGCUGAUACGGGCAGCAUUGCUGCCGUCGAGCCGACAUUGGCAAGAACUGAAAAUGUUGCCGAUGCGAAUGCAAUUGCGGCCAACAAUGAUCAACACGAUGCCGAUGAUGAUGAUGAGGGCGAUGAGCGAGGUAUCGAUGCCGAUGCCGAUGCCGAUGUGCCGGCCGAUGAGCAACAGGAUGAGCUGGUAGCUAGUUUAAGUGUGAACAACAACAACAAUAACAACAACAACAACAACAACAACAAUGCCGAUAGCUGUAGUCGAAAGAACAAGAACAACAGUGAAACGCAACAUGUUGCACUGCGUGAUAAUAAUGUAAAUGAGCAACAUGUGGCACAUAGCGCCGAGGAUGACGAUUGCACCAACAAUAAUACUAACACCAACAACAACAACAACAACAACAACAGCAACAGCAAUGAGAAGCGCAAAAAGCGCAACGCCAGCAACAACAACAAUAACAACAACAACAACAAUCAGCCCGCUGUACUAUUAGCUGCCAAAGACAAAGAGAUUAAAGCACUUUUGGAUGAGUUGCAACGCCUGCGCGCCCUGGAACAAACUCACCUGGUACAAAUCCAGAGGCUCGAAGAGCACCUGGAGGUGAAGCGACAGCACAUAAUGCGCCUGGAGGCCCGCUUGGAUAAGCAGCAGAUAAACGAGGCGCUGGCCGAGGCAACGGCAUUGGCUGCCGCUGUGAAUGCUGCUGCGACAAACAACAAUAAUAGCAACAGCAGCAACAACAAUAACAACAACAACAACAACAACAAUCACAGCAGCCAGAGCAGCGACAACAACAAUGUCGUAUUCAAGACAACUGAUCUAACAUCGACCCAUCGACACAACGACGAUGAUGACGAUGACGAUGACAAUGAUCGUGAUAAUGAGCUGCGCGACGCCGAUGGCGAUGAUGAUGACGACCUGCAUCUGACCAAUAGCGAGCAACAGCAGCAGCAGCCGCAACAUUCAGCUUUACUCAACAAUCGCCACGACGAUGAGCAGGACAAGGAGGAUGGCGAGGAGCAUGAUGCAGAAAUAGCGAAUGCCACAGCCGCAGCGGACAGCAAUGAGCUGAAAAUCAAAAAGGAGCAGCACAGUCCACUGGACCUGAAUGUGCUCAGUCCACAGUCGGCGAUUGCCACAGCCGCCGCGGCCGCAGCAGCCGCUGCCUGUGCCAACGAUCCCAACAAAUUCCAAGCCCUGCUACUGGAGCGGACCAAGGCCUUGGCCGCCGAGGCGCUCAAGAACGGCAGCACCGAUGCCGUCAGCGAUGAUGCCGCCACACACCACCAACUUCAGCAGCAACAGCAGCAGCAGCAGCAGCAGCAGCAACAGCAACAGCCCCAGCUGCAGCAGCAGCAACUUUUGCACAACAGCAGCAAUAGCAGCAACAGCAGCCUGACCGGCAGCGAUCCGCUGAAUCAUCACCAUCACGCACACCAUCACGGCAGCAUGGGGCAUGGCCAACUGUUGCAUACGGCACACCAUUUGCAUCAUGGCGCCGACUCGAACUCAUCCAGCGCCAACAGCACACCGAACAGCACCGCCCAGCUGGCGGCGAGCAUUGCCAGCACGCUGAACGGCAACAAGUCGCUGUUGCAGGCAGCGGCCGCUGCCAAUGUGGCGGCUGCCGCCGUUGCCGUUGCCGAGGACAACAACAACAGUCUGACCCCCAAUGCGAACGCGGCUGUGGCCGCAGCAGCAAUGGCUGCCCAUGCCCAGCAUGCGGCUGCUUUGGGUGCGCCCGGCUUCCUGCCCAAUCUGCCCAGCCUGCCAUUCCAGUUUGCGGCUGCCGCGGCCGCUGGCCAGGAGGCGCGUGCCCACUUUCGGUUCGCGGACGCCGAGCUGCAGCUGCAGCCGGGCGUUUCGAUGGCGGGCCGUUUGGGUGAAUCGCUGAUACCCAAGGGUGAUCCCAUGGAGGCCAAGCUGCAGGAGAUGCUGCGCUACAACAUGGACAAGUAUGCCAAUCAGGCACUGGACACGCUGCACAUCUCGCGACGCGUUCGCGAGCUGCUCUCCGUGCACAACAUCGGCCAGCGUCUGUUCGCCAAAUACAUAUUGGGCCUGUCGCAGGGCACCGUCUCCGAGCUGCUCAGCAAGCCAAAGCCCUGGGAUAAGCUGACAGAGAAGGGUCGCGACAGCUACCGCAAGAUGCAUGCCUGGGCCUGCGAUGAUAAUGCCGUCAUGCUGCUCAAAUCCCUCAUACCCAAGAAAGAUUCUGGACUGCCACAGUAUGCUGGUCGCGGCGCUGGCGGCGAUGAUUCCAUGUCCGAGGAUCGCCUCGCACACAUACUCAGCGAAGCCUCCUCCCUGAUGAAGAGCAACGUGGUCGCCGCCCAGCAGCAACAGCAGCAGCAGCAGCAGCAACAACAGCAGGAGCACCAGCGUCGUCAUGCCAGCGACGAUACGCACAGCAACGAUGACAGCAAAUCGCCGCCACAGAGCUGCAGCUCGCCCUUCUACAAGGUGGAGCAUCAGAUCAAACAGCAGCAGCAGCAGCAGCAACAGCAGCAGCAGGCGCAGCAGCAGCAGCAGCUGCACGUCUCUGACCAUGCGCAGCGCGAGCAACGCGAGGCGGCCGCCGCCGCUGCCGCCGUUGCCGUCCACCAGCAGCAGCAGCAACGCGAGCAGCGCGAACAGCGUGAGGCUGUGCAGCGCGAGCAGCAGCAACGACUGCGCCAYGAGGAUCUCGCCCAGGACAAGAUGGCGCGUCUCUACCAAGAGCUAAUGGCGCGCACACCGCGCGAAGCAGCCUUCCCCAGCUUUUUGCUGUCGCCGUUCUUUAGCGGCGCCGCUGGCAUGCCUGGAGCAGCCGCCAAUCCAUUCCCCGCUGCCAUGGCCGCCGAUGAGAAUAUGCGUCACGCCUUCGAGCGUGAGAUCGUGAAGCUGCAGCAGCAGCAGCAGCAGCAACAACAACAGCAACAGCAGCAGCAGGCGCAGGCCGCCAGCUUUCCCAACUUUUCCAGUUUGAUGGCACUGCAGCAGCAGGUGCUGAAUGGCGCGCAGGAUCUGUCGCUGGCCGGCAAGGAUAUCAAGCUGAAUGGCCAGCGCUCGGCGCACGAUCAGCACAGCGGCAGCGGCAGCAGCUCCAAGGAUGGCGAACGCGGCGAUGAUGUUGCCGAUCGCAGCUUUCCCGCCCUGCCGCACGCCCGCAAAUCGGAUGGCGGCAACACGCCCGCACCACCCGCACCGUCCGCCGUCAAUGCGGCCGGCAGCGGCAGCAAUCCGCUAGCCGCCGGCAGCGUCGCCGGCAGCGUCGCCAGCGGCCAUGGCAGCAACUCGGCUGCGCCCAGCCCAUUGAGCAACUCGAUACUGCCGCCAGCGCUGAGCAGCCAGGGCGAGGAGUUCGCGGCCACGGCGAGUCCGUUGCAGCGCAUGGCCUCGAUCACCAAUUCGCUGAUCACACAGCCGCCGGUGACACCGCACCACUCGCAGCCGCAGCGGCCCACCAAGGCGGUGCUGCCGCCCAUCACCCAGCAGCAGUUCGACAUGUUCAACAACCUGAACACGGAGGACAUCGUGCGACGCGUGAAGGAGGCGCUCUCCCAGUACAGCAUCUCGCAGCGACUGUUUGGCGAGUCUGUGCUGGGGCUGUCGCAGGGCUCCGUCUCGGAUCUGCUGGCACGGCCCAAGCCCUGGCACAUGCUCACCCAGAAGGGCCGUGAGCCGUUCAUACGCAUGAAGAUGUUUCUGGAGGACGAGAAUGCGGUCCACAAGCUGGUGGCCAGCCAGUACAAGAUCGCGCCCGAGAAGCUGAUGCGCACGGGCAGCUACAGCGGCAGCCCGCAGAUGCCACAGGGCCUGGCCAACAAGAUGCAGGCCACGCUGCCCAUGCAGAAGAUGAUGAACGAACUGAAGCUGCAGGAGCCGGCCCAGGCCCAGCACAUCAUGCAACAGAUGCAGGCGGCGGCCGCCAUGUCCGCGGCCAUGCAGCAGCAGCAGGCAGCGGCCGCCCAAGCGGCUGCCGUGCAGCAGGCCCAGGCCCAGGCUCAGGCUCAGGCCCAGGCACAGCAGAGCCACCAGCAGCAGGCCCAACAGCAGGCCCAGCAGCAGGCCCAGCAGCUGCUCCAUCAUCAGAAUAUGCUGUUGACGUCGCCCGGUCUGCCGCCCCAGCAUGCCAUCAGCUUGCCGGCGGCGAGCACGCCCAGCGGCCAGGCGGGCGGCAAUCCGGCGUCUGUUGCCACGCCCGGCAGCAACGAGAAGAAGCCGAUGAUGAUGCCGGUCCAUGGUGGGGCGCAUGCUCCGAAUGCCAUGCGCAGCCUGCACCAGCACAUGUCGCCGACUGUCUAUGAGAUGGCCGCGUUGACCCAGGAUCUGGACACGCACGAUAUAACCACCAAGAUCAAGGAGGCGCUGCUCGCCAACAACAUUGGCCAGAAGAUCUUUGGCGAGGCGGUGCUGGGCCUGUCGCAGGGCUCCGUAUCGGAGCUGCUCAGCAAACCGAAGCCCUGGCACAUGCUCUCGAUCAAGGGACGCGAGCCGUUCAUACGCAUGCAGCUCUGGCUGAGCGAUGCCAACAAUGUGGAGCGGCUGCAGCUGCUGAAGAACGAGCGGCGGGAGGCGAGCAAGCGGCGUCGCAGCACCGGACCCAAUCAGCAGGACAACAGCAGCGACACGUCCAGCAAUGAUACUAACGAUUUCUAUACGAGCAGUCCGGGUCCCGGCUCGGUCGGUUCGUCGGUGGGCGGUGCACCGCCCAGCAAGAAGCAGCGAGUGCUCUUCUCCGAGGAGCAGAAGGAGGCGCUGCGCCUGGCCUUCGCCCUCGACCCGUAUCCGAAUGUGGGCACCAUCGAGUUUCUGGCCAACGAGCUGAGCCUGGCCACGCGCACCAUCACCAACUGGUUCCACAACCAUCGCAUGCGGCUCAAGCAGCAGGUGCCGCACGGCCAGCCCGGCCAGGACAAUCCCAUACCCAGUCGCGAGAACACCAAUGCCACGCCCUUCGAUCCCGUCCAGUUUCGCAUCCUGCUGCAGCAGCGGCUCGUCGAGCUGCACAAGGAGCGCAUGGGCCUGAGCGGUGCGCCCAUACCCUACCCACCGUACUUUGCCGCCGCCGCCCUGCUCGGCCGCAGUUUGGCGGGCAUUCCAGGCGCUGCGGCGGCUGCUGGUGCAGCGGCUGCUGCGGCCGCCGCCGUCGGCGCCGCUGGCGGCGAUGAGCUGCAGGCGCUCAAUCAGGCCUUCAAGGAGCAGAUGAGCGGACUGGAUCUGUCCAUGCCGACGCUGAAGCGCGAGCGCAGCGAUGACUAUCAGGACGAGCUGGAGCUGGACGCCAGUGGCCAGAAUAUGAGCGACAAUGAGUCCAUCGAGGGUGGCCACGAGCCCGAGAACACCACGCCCAUAUCCGAGUACGAGAAGGCGCUGCAGAAGUCGGCGCUCGCCUCGGCCGCCGCUGGCUAUUUGAACAAUGCGGUGCGCAGUUCGCGCCGCAAGCCCGCCGCCCCCCAGUGGGUCAAUCCGGCUGGCGCCACCACGCCCACAGCGGCGGGCGCUGCGGGUGCCGCAAUCGCAGCCGGCGAUAACAGCGCCAGCGAGCGCAUCAUCAACGGCGUCUGCAUCAUGCAGGCCUCCGACUAUGGACGCGACGAGGGCGACAGUGUCAAGGGCGGCGAGUCCAAUGCCGAUGCCGAGCACGAUGAUCAUGCGCACCUGGAGAUCGAGCAGCGCUUCAUGGAGCCAGAGGUGCACAUCAAGCAGGAGGAGGAGGACGACGAUGAGUCGACCUCGCAGCAGCAGCAGCAGCAGCAGCUGGACGACGAGAGCGCCGAGAAGCAGCUGAAGGUGAUCAACGAGGAGAAGCUGCGCAUGGUGCGUGUGCGACGGCUGAGCAGCAAUGGUGAUGGCGAUGAGCAUUGCGCUGCAGUGCAGCAGGCAACGGCAGCGGCAGCGGCGGCAGCAGCAGCAGCAGCAGCCGUUGCAGCGGCAGCAACUGCGACGCCAGCAGCAGCRGCAGCAGCGUGGAACUACUAAGCUAGUAACUGGAACUGGAACUGGAACCGUAACCGGAACGGGAACUGGUUACCAGAGUGCAAUGUUGAAGACGUUUACUUGUGAUUAAGUUUGGCAGCGGCCCCAGAACAUGUUUAGCCACUGGCUAAUAAAUAUAUACACACAUACACACACAUAUAUAUAUAUGUGUAUAUGCAUACAUA
Molecule: messenger RNA, 7410 nt
Organism: Drosophila arizonae
Lineage: Eukaryota; Metazoa; Arthropoda; Insecta; Diptera; Drosophilidae
Gene: ct
Product: homeobox protein, cut
Biological process (GO): regulation of transcription by RNA polymerase II
Cellular component (GO): nucleus
Molecular function (GO): RNA polymerase II transcription regulatory region sequence-specific DNA binding; DNA-binding transcription factor activity, RNA polymerase II-specific
Source: RefSeq, a predicted model, not a curated record